This is a messenger RNA of Phytophthora nicotianae INRA-310, 1951 nucleotides long. RefSeq lists its product as hypothetical. The transcript has 7 exons. Gene Ontology annotation, molecular function: protein binding. Bases 28 to 1167 code for a protein of 379 amino acids. The record is from RefSeq and is a predicted model, not a curated record. NCBI's taxonomy places the organism in Eukaryota, Oomycota, Peronosporomycetes, Peronosporales, Peronosporaceae.
CCGCACAACACACUCAACAAAUUGGUCAUGCUUCGCCGUGGAGCAGCUCCGCUUUUGCGGGGGCGCUCGACGCGCUCCAUGUCGUUACUGGGCUCAAUCUUCGGCAUUGGUGAGUUCGAGGGUGCGCGUAACACGUCGCUGAGCCGCAGCACGAGCAAGCAGCAGGCCUACGACCUGGCGCUGCUAGAUUAUGUGAGCAUGAACUCGCACCCCAAGUUCAUGCUGCAGCAGGUGCUGGAAGACGAUGCGCCAUUUCUUAUGGGCCACGUGCUCGUGGGCGCCAGUCAGUGCCUCGCGCCGCUCAUGCACCAGGACGCAGUUGACGCAGCGACCAGACUCGAAAUGGCCACGAAAAUUGCCAAACAAGGAGAAUCGACGGUGAGCGAGAAGAUGCACGUGCAGGCGCUGGACGCGAUGGUACACGGUCGCCAUCAUGAGGCUGCUGCGGUGUACGAGACCAUCUUGCUUCAUGACCAGACAGAUCUGCUGGCUUUACGCUGUUGCUAUGAUAUUUACCUUUUCCUUGGCGACUACAAAAACAUGCUGGCGACGGUGACACGUCGACUGCCGUCUUGGUCACCGAAUGACACUGGGUACAGCCUCUUGCUGGGUAUGCAAGCGUACGGAAUGCAGGCUGCUGGAAGGCUGGAUGCUGCGGAGGGUCUGGCGGAGAAGACGUUAUCCAUGAACGGAAAUGAUCGCUGGGCGUUGCACACCAUGCUACACGUCCUAGAAGCACGAGGCAACGCUAAUCACGGAGCGAGUUACGCUAACCAAUACAAGGCAGGCUUCGACAAUGGUGGACCACUGGAGCGACAUCUGUAUUUUCAAUGGGCGCUGUACAUGCUGGAUUUGGGUCACUAUGAUCGCAUCAACAAGAUGCUGGAGGUCAAUAUUCUCCCGUACCAGCCCGACGGCGCUCCUCACGCAGUACCCACGCUCUGCGAUGCCAGUCAGCUCUACUGGAGGCUGCGGUUUGCAGGCCAGGAUACGACUGAAUUAGGCAACCAGCUCCUCGAAAAUUGGACCGCUGUGUUGCCAACUUCAGACUCAGAGGCAAAUGAAGUGUCGAAAGUGCGCCUUCACCCUCUUGCAAGAGUCCUUCGAUACGUAAGCAGUCGAGGUUAUGUGGAUUCAGACAUUGACUUAACGUUUACCUCUGCAUGAACAGAGUAUCCUGGCGUGCGUAUCAUCAGGCACUACGCCUCCGAUUGAGCCGCUAACUGCAGAGGCUGCCGUUGACACCAAUCGUUUUGAGACUCAAUUUGGUAGUACUCCAUUCCAGUUCAGCUAUCCUCCCAUUCCAGGUGAAUAUCGUGAUUCUCUUAAUCCAGUGAACCGAAACUUCACAAUGAAUGCUCACAACUAUUGGUAAUUGUAGGUGAACUGGAAGAGGUAUACAAAAGCGUCUGCCGCGGAUUUCAGGCGUUUGCAGAGGUUCGUACUAGUGUUUUCUUUUAUUUAGUACCAUUUGAUGCCAAGGUUUUGCCCGUAUAGGCGCGAUUUAAAGAUGCAACCGAAGCGCUGUUGCCGGUGCGCGGAAAGCUUGGACUUCUUGGCGGAACUGACGUAGACCAAGACGUGGUAGAGCAACUUCUCAUCGAGUGUGCUAGCAAGUGUGAUGACCUGCGGCUCGCAAAGCUUCUUCUUAAUGAACGGCUAAGUGCAAGACCGCAGAGUGCUCAAUGCUGGAACACCUUUUCACGCGUGUCAGCAGCGAUGGGAGACUCGUCCGCCGUGCGUGACGCACAGGGUAUGAGCUACGUGCUGGGACUUGGCCAGGGCGGCAACCAGACCUACUAGCCGGUGGCCCAUCGUAGCCAAUCUUCCAAGUUUUGACAAUCCGGACAAGGAGUGUCUUUUACAUACAACACCUCGUUCAACCAUAGACUGCAUAUUUAAAUAAUACUACGACCGAAUCGCACAGCAACUGCAACAUGCCAUGUAACCA